Stylonychia lemnae is the source of this 372-nucleotide messenger RNA. The record is from the annotation of a GenBank genome assembly. Lineage: Eukaryota; Ciliophora; Spirotrichea; Sporadotrichida; Oxytrichidae.
AUGGCUGACUAAGGUCAUCAUAGAAAUCGAAUUCAUUAUGAUCCAUAUCAUUUGAUAAGAGUAGCGAACAUGGCCCUCCACAUGCUGCAUGAAGCUAUUAUGAAUGACUUGAAGGUACUAGUGUAUCCUUUUAGCCAUGAAUAAGAAAAAUAUGCAGUCAUUAAAAGCAAUGCACAAGGCUAAACAUAAGCAGCUAACUCGGUGGCUGGCCCAGUUCCAAGAGAUCUCCCAAAUAAGAUAAUGUCCUUACUUGCUAUCCUUAAAUGCUAGGUCAAGUAAUCCCAAACAGUUAAAGCAUCUUCUAGAAUACCCUCAGCUGAAGGUGUUCCAGGAUAUAUACCAUACCCUGGAUAUUCAAUAGCGAUGACAUGA